CUGCCCACAGUACAAGAGCUCAAGAGCCGAUUAAUACCCAGACCAUCUGACGCACUGUAAACGCACUGGAAUAACACCAACACUCUGCUGUCAGUCAAUGUAACUUUUUGUAGCCUACAGCAUGGAGGAAUGUAGCGUCGAUUAAUCUCCCUGUCCGCCUGGUCUUUGGAAGUUGGCCGCUGUUCGUCUUUUGCUUUGAGAGUGUGAGAAAAAGGCAUUCUGGGAAUCCCAGUCACCCCUGGAUGUGGUUGAGAUUUGGAUAUCAGCAGCAAAGGAAACAUUUUCCGAUGCUGCCUCUCUACAUACAGUUGCUCAGCUCCAGUGGUAUUAUGAGUGGAUAACGGCGAGGUUGGAGGUGGUGCAUAGGUAAAGGGGUGGGGCCACUGGUGGAUGGGCAGUUUUGAGUGGGUGGAGUCAGGGAAGGUCUGUAAAAGAUGACCAGCCUUUUCCGCCGGAGUAACGGGAACAGUAACCAUGACAGCAGUACGCGGGGAGGUAGCACUACCUCGUCAGAGCUCAGUAGGAAUGCUCCAUAUCAGGUUAGAUGCUUGGAGUUUAGCCAGGCUAUGGAUGACUUUAAGACUAUGUUCCCCAGCAUGGAGCAUGAUGUUAUUGAGUGUGUGUUGAGGGCAAACAGUGGCUCUGUGGACUCCACCAUUGACCAGCUCCUGCAGAUUAGCUUGGACAGUCAAGCCACGGACGACAGCUCGGAUUCUGAUGAUAGCAUUCCUCCGGAGGUUAGUCAAGGAACCAGGAGAAAGAGUUUUUCAGAUGAGGAGCCUCCACCCAUUUACGCCCCACCCUCCUAUGACAUGCACAUCUAUGACAGAAAGCAUCCUGCAGAUGUUCCGUCCACCCCACCACCCAGGUUCGAUGAUUUUCCCCGUCCUGGGCAUCAACAGCUUAGCGGUUACAGGAACUGGAAUCCACCGUUACUAGGCAACCUCCCCGAUGACUUCCUGAGGAUCCUGCCUCAGCAGUCAGAGAGUCGUCAGCGAAGUCAGAGCAGUCUGUCUCAGCCUUCCUCCUCCUCUUCCUCCCUGUCUUCCCUGACACAGCUUUCGUCCAGCAGUGGUGUUCUGUCAGGUGGUGUUUGGUCCUCUGAACAGGACAGCAAGUUGAAGCAGUAUUUGGAAGAUGAGCGAAUUGCUCUUUUCCUGCAGAAUCAGGAGUUCAUGAAAGAACUUCAGCGUAACAGAGACUUCCUCAUUGCUCUCGAGAUAGAUCGUCAGAGGUGCGAGAAAACACAGUGCGGUCAUUCAUCCACUUGCACAGAGAACUCCACUGAAGGUGAUAACUGUGGCUCAGGUUCUGAGGAGGCCUGUUCUUAUGUCUCUGAUGAUGCCUUGUUCCUGGAGAAACUCAAGCACAUGGGCAAAUCUACAAGGAAGAAGCUUUUUGAGAUUGCUAGAUCAUUUUCUGAGAAGACCAGAAGGAAGAAGUCAAAAAAGAGAACUCUGCCAAAACACCAUUCUCUGUGCGCUGCCACAUCCACUGUCAAUCUACUGGAUGAUAUAGGGCUGCCACCAGCGGAGGAAGGCUGCCAACUCAACAGGCUCUCAGGAAGAGAGAAGGGAGAGGUGUCAAAUAAGAAAGUGAUAUCGUGAUGGACGGAUCCUGGUCGGGCCAGCCAGAGACAACACAUUUCUGAAAACUACUUUAACCACCAAGAUUUUACUUAUAAAUUAUAUUUAUUUUAUAGAUUAUACAUUUUUUCCUGCAAUGCUUAAGUGACAUUUGAAUCAUGAAAUCAUCAUAGAUCCACUAUUGUUGGUAAUAUUCAGAUUCCACUGGCUCUGAUUUAGUUUCUUACUGCCAUGCAGUGUCGCAGAUCAGGUAGUGUGCUAAGACGACUGCCGUGUUGUGUCAGUGUUCAUGAUGUGCUGGGACUCAGGACUUAGAACAUCCACAAGCACAAAACCUUACUGCUUACUGACAAGAAGAUCUGUGUUUAUAUCUCAGGAGAAUUCAAAUGGCCUGAAAGUCUCUGUAUCAUGUACAGUUCUGCUCAUACUUAUAGAUAAUUGCUUUUUCCAUUCUUAAAGAUAUUUUCAAUGGAACUUGUGAUCUUAUUUGAUAGAUAAUAUUACUUUGAUUCAUUUCUGGGUGAUUUAUUAAAUAUAAGUAUCAGGUUUAGUUGGUAUGCGGUUUUCAACCUACUCACAAUGUAAAAAGGCAUUUUGAAAAUUAAGUACAAGGUUUUUUGAAAAUUCAACCUUCCUUUCUGAAAUAAACAUUAAUGAAAGAUAUUUUGAUUCUUAGUGUGAGUAAGAUCUCUCUGGUUGUGUGUAUUUACACCAAGAUAGCAAUUAUUAAGUUUGUAAUGUUAAAAUUGUAAUUCUCACAAUUUAAGGCUAAUAGCUCACUGUAAAUCAGCAAGAUUGGUAUUGAUUUUCAGGGGAAUCAUUUUGU
Molecule: messenger RNA, 2412 nt
Organism: Xyrauchen texanus (razorback sucker)
Lineage: Eukaryota; Metazoa; Chordata; Actinopteri; Cypriniformes; Catostomidae
Gene: cuedc1a
Product: CUE domain containing 1a
Exons: 11
Coding region: 435-1607 (390 amino acids)
Molecular function (GO): ubiquitin binding
Source: RefSeq, a predicted model, not a curated record